This is a messenger RNA of Daucus carota subsp. sativus, 2108 nucleotides long. Its product is annotated as DEAD-box ATP-dependent RNA helicase 16. The record is from RefSeq and is a predicted model, not a curated record. Gene Ontology annotation, molecular function: ATP binding; nucleic acid binding; RNA helicase activity. The coding region runs from base 90 to 1880 and encodes 596 amino acids. The transcript is spliced from 15 exons. Lineage: Eukaryota; Viridiplantae; Streptophyta; Magnoliopsida; Apiales; Apiaceae.
GAAUGCCGCGUAGGCCAAACCUAAAAUGACUAGUCACAUCUUCGUUUGUUAACACUCCAAACACCUGCAAAACCCUAAACCCUAAAACAAUGGCAGCAGCGAAAUCGUCGGUAGAUAUCGAAGUCGAAGACAGAGAACAAGCCGACGAGACUUCGAAGAGCUUCGAAGAGCUCGGGGUCGACGCUCGUCUCAUUCGCGCUCUUUCGAAGAAAGGCGUGAACAAGCCGACUCCAAUCCAAUGCUCCGCCGUCCCGUUAAUCCUAGAAGGGAAGGAUGUGGUGACUCGAGCUCAUACUGGUUCAGGGAAGACGUUUGCGUAUUUGCUACCUGUUCUGCAGAAGCUGUUUUCGGAGGUUUCGGAGCAGAAGAAGGCUGCGCCGGCUGUGUUUAUUGUUGUUCCGACUCGGGAGCUCUGUCAACAAGUGUAUAAUGAGGCCAUGUCGUUGAUUGAGUUGUGUAGAGUUCAACUUAAGGUUGUUCAAUUUACUACGGAUGCGCAGAUUAAUGACUUGAAAGUAGCAUUGGCAGGGCGGCCUGAUAUUCUUGUGUCUACUCCUGGAGGUAUACUUAAAUGCUUGAAAUUAGGGGUGCUUCAAGGAAAACAGAUUCAAGAUUCACUUUCUGUUCUUGUUCUAGAUGAGGCUGAUCUUCUGCUUUCAUUUGGGCAUGGGAAUGAUUUGAAAGCUCUAACUGUUCACAUACCUCGCCAAUGUCAAUGCCUUCUUAUGUCUGCUACUAUAAGUGAAGAAGUUGAAACGCUGGCAAGGCCUCUACUACACAAUCCAUAUAUCUUGACUUUGUGUGAUAAUGGGAAUGAAAAGGAUGAAAUUGUGUCUAAAAAUAUUCAGCAAUAUUAUAUCAAAUGCAGUUCUCGCGAUAAGCUUGUUCACAUCCUUGCCCUCUUAAAGCUGGAGCUGGUCCAGAAAAAAGUUCUAAUAUUUACCAACACAAUAGACAUGAGCUUUAGACUAAAGCUUUUCUUGGAGCAGUUUGGAAUCAAAUCAGCUGUUUUCAAUUCCGAGUUGCCACUGAAUUCUCGUAAACAUAUCAUUGAGGGAUUUAGUGCUGGACUUUUUGAUUAUAUGAUUGCUACUGAUGAUGGUGACUCCAAAGAAAAGGAAAAAGACGGGGAUGGAGAUAAUGCCGUGAAAAAAAAAUCUAAAAGGCGUGCCAAAGACACUGAAGCUGGUGUAGCGAGAGGAAUAGAUUUCAAAAAUGUGCAUACGGUUAUAAAUUUUGAUAUGCCACAAAGUGCGGUACGAUAUGUACAUAGAAUUGGGCGGACUGGAAGAGCGCAUGACUUGGGUGAAUCAGUGUCUCUUGUUGCUCCCGAGGAAGAAAACGUUUUCGAAGAAAUUGAAGCUUUGUUGGGGGAAAAUGGUCCAGACUCAAACCCUAUUGCUAAGUUCCGUUUUCCGACUGAGAAUGCUGUUGAGUCUCUACGAUAUAGAGCUGAGGAUGUUGCAAGAAGUGUAACAAAAAUUGCAGUGAGAGAAUCACGAGCUCAGGAUCUAAGAAAUGAGAUUUUAAAUUCUGAAAAGUUGAAGGCCCAUUUCCAAAAUAAUCCCAAGGAUUUAGAUCUUCUGAAACAUGAUAAGCCUUUAAGUAAAAAGGCCCCUGCUCCUCACCUCCGUGAUGUCCCUGCAUACCUAUUGGAUCCAACAACACAAGAAGCAAGCAAGAUUGUCAAGCUUACUAGUGCAGUAAUGAGAAGAAAUAAUAACUCUGCUCGCCGCAGAGGAUCACAGGGGAAGUCUAGGAACAGAGAUCCUCUCAAAAGUUUCUCUGCCCAGGGACAGAAGAAUUCUUCAAAAGGAGGGAUGAAAAGGAAGGGAACAGACGGGGAUAGUGGCAAAAAAUCCAAAACAAAACACACAUGAUGCAUUUUGUUUUACUGCAUAUAAUUUAAGGUGGUCUAAUGUUGUCACUUGUAAUGUCCCUCAAUUUUGUAUCGAGUUUGUAAUGCCAUAACGAAUAUGUCCCCCCCUGCGGUUCUCAAUUAUGUAUUGUUAGUCUUCAGGUAACAUGAUAUGUAACUAGCUUACCCACACUGCUCUUAGGUCUCAACCAUUUUCGGGACAUUGGAAUGGAAAUACAUGUUUGUGCUA